CGCGCCUGGGGAGGACCUGUCACCGGAAGGUGACCUUGCCUCGGUCGCGUCCGGCCGCGUCCCCUCCUCCCGCGCCCGCGGCCUCGGGCCCCGCUCCAGACGGCGCGAGCCCAGGAACUUUUGGCUACUACUGGGCCCUGGGGCCCUGAGGUUUGCGGACGCAGUGCAGCAUGGUUUGCAGCAGUGAGAGGCGCACACGCCGGGAGGACAUCUGCAGAGAGCGUCCGACGAGGGGAAGCCAGAGGGCGGGCUGGGAAGGCAGCUGGAAAAUUCAUUUGCAGAUUGCCCGACAAAGGUAAAAAGAUCUCAGACACUGUUGCCAAGCUGAAAGCUGCCAUUGCUGAGCGUGAAGAGGGCAGAGGAAGAAGCAAAUUGUUUUAUCCUGUUAGUUUAGACUUUGAGCUAAGGCAAAAGGCAAUUGCGGGAGUUGAUGUGGACAUAGAUAAAACGUCGAAUUUUGAACAGAUGCUUGAUAUUUCAUCACCAGUUCCUGGCUGUUCCCCUGUAGAUAAAAUCAAGUCAUCCAAAAGUACAUCAGAAGAGCAGGGACUUGUGCAUCCCACUCAUGAAGACAGUGAAGGGACUCCACGGGGUGAGUCUGUGGUGAGCCAGCACCCAGCUCCCGACGGCAGUGCUGGGGCACUUGCCCCAGCGGAGGCUGAGGAGCGUCUCCCACAGCAUGAUGUCGAGGGUCCCACAGAAGAUAUUUCCAGCGGCUUGAACCACCUGCUUGUUGACAAAUUGCAAAGGAUCACGAUUGCAGAUGGAGGUGAAGACCAUUCAGGAGCAAGCACAGGUGCUGAGACCUUGCCAGGCCUCUGCAGUGGACCUCCUAGGAGGCCUCAUUACAUAGAAGUGCUCGAAAUGCGAGCCAAGAACCCAGUGCCCCCGCCACAUAAAUUUAAAACCAAUGUGUUGCCGUCACAGCGCCGUGGCUCCCCUGGUCACUGUCGCAGGGGAGAGUCUCCUGUCUCCUCCGAGGAGCGGCGGCACAGGGACAAGCAGCACCUCGAUGACAUCACAGCUGCACGGCUCUUGCCACUGCACCAUCUGCCUGCACAGCUGCUGACCAUAGAAGAAUCCCUGGCGCUUCAGUGGCAGCAGAAGCAGAGUUACGAGGAAAUGCAGGCGAAGCUCGCAGCACAGAAGCUAGCAGAAAGACUGAAUGUUAAAAUGCAGAGUUACAAUCCAGAAGGGGAGUCUGCAGGGGGGUACCGAGAAGUGAGGGAUGAAGACGACGCCCUGUCCUCUGAAGACGAGAGCUGAGGGUGGCCUCACGGCGGCCUUCCAAGCCUGACCGCUGAGACGUCGUUCCUUUCAUCAGACUGACAAGUGUGGUGAUCAGCGUCAGACAGCGCUGAGGGAAACCUGUUAGACUGACACAGAUGAAGCUACAAGGAGAAGCCCAGCAUGUCUUUCAGCGGAUGAUCUUCAUGUGCCUGAAAAGUUUACUAUUUGAACAUCAUGUUUAACCAUAUUGUAUUAAAGUUUUGCGGCUUGUCAUACAUCAAUCUGGUAAUUUAGUAUGUGGCAGAGUACAAUGUUUUCUGAAGGCCAAGUGCAGUCAGAUGAUUUUGCCUUUUCCCUAAAUGUCAGAUAGCACUCAUCACCUCUCCCAGCGAAGUCUCUACCUGCCCUGCACAGCUCUGGUGAGUGAGGAAGGGGCCGCCUGGAGAGGUCGGUGCACCUGCACGGAGUUCCUGGGCCCCUGGACCGAGAGGUCUAGCAUCCAGGGAGGCAGGAGGAGGUGUUUGUUUCCAUCUGCUUAGGAACAGGAAGGCUUUGAGGAGGUGCUGAAGGUGUGGGACCUUGCUGCAAGGUCAGUUUGCAGGGAGUGACUGUAUAGGAAGUGCUCAACUCAGUUGAGCUCGGUGAAAGGAGGUGCUGGUCUCGGGCGGCAGCUGAUGGGUUCUGUGAACUCGAGGGCGACAGGUCCACAUGCGGGACGUAAGUGUCUGGUAAGGAGACCAGAUUUUAAAGGUGACAGAUAUCAAUAUUUUAGGUCCCUCCCCCACAAAAGUCAUAUAUAGAGAGGCCAUGGAAAUCUCAGGCUUGGGGCUGGAGGGUUAGCUCAGCGGCAGAAGUGCCUUCAAGAGUGAGGUUGUUAGUUCAAUCCCCGGCACCAAAAAAAAUAAGUUUCAAUCUCAUUUGUGCAGGUUCCCAUCAUUUUAAAUGAUUGUAUGUUGUCUCCUGAGGAAUUUACACUUAUAAAAAAAAUCUUCCCUUAAUAUGUAGAGCCUUAAAAUACUGAAAGAAAAAAAAAAUAAAGUGUUACAGUAACUUCAAAUGCUGAUGAUGAAUUUUACUGGUGUCUAAAUUUUGCUUCCUUCCAAAGAGGCCAUUCAAGUGUGGCGUGUGUAGGGAAGCACACUUGGGCCACAGGCCUGUGACACCUAGAGAAGCUGCUUUCCCUCGCCCUCUUCCUGGGAGAGACCAGCAUUGAAGGAUGCUGAGCUGACAAUUUUGUUGUUUUUAGUCUUUUUUUUUUUUUUUUCUUUCUUGUCUUUUUGAGAAAGGGUCUCUCUAAGCAAUUCAGGCUGGCCAUUAGCUCACUUGUAGCCCAGACUGGUCUCGAACUUGCAACAAUCCUCCUGCCUCAGCCUCCUGAGUGCUGGGAUUAUAGGUGUGAGCCACACACCUGGCUUGCUUUUAGUCUUUAAAGCUAACAGCUGGUUUGAGAACACGAGCGAUUUAGUAUCCUGCGUGGGAUGAAAGGGCCAGCAGCUUCCGCAGGACUGGAGGCAGCAGUGUUCGUGCACACACCCUGACUUCAGGCCAAGCCUCAGCUCCAGCCUGAGACCGGGGAGCCCGCUGUGAUUUGGGGUUCCCUGCAGCCAUACACUCAGUCUGGAAAUGCAGUCAUACCGCUUACUGUUUGACAGACUGCUUUGAAGAUUAUCAACAUUUUUAUUAAAUACUUUGCACAUUACAUAGCUCCAAGAUAUUUUUCACCGUAACUGUUAAAAUAAUGUCCUAUUGUAUAAAAAUUGUUUAUGUGAUUUCAACAGUGAUUUGAUCAAUAUCUUAAGAGGUAAUCACAUUGACCAGCUGUGGUAGUACAACCCUGUAAUCCCAGGAGUCUGGGAGGCUGAGGCAGAAGAAUCACAAGUUGGAACCUGGCUUGGGCAGUUUAGUGACUUUGGGGGUCCUGCCUCAAACUUUAAAAAGGGCAAGGGGUCAGGAAUGUAGUUCACUGCAAAGGCUCUGGGUUCAAUUUCUGCUACCAAAAAAUCCCAGAAAAAACAUGUGUUUAUUUCCAGAGACAUUUUUAAAGAAGUGAAAUUGCUAGAGAAAAGGUAUGUAAGUUUUUGAGAACCCUGUUAUAUACCACACAUUUCAGAGAGUGUGUCCACUUACAUUUCCUUUAGCCAUAUAUCAGUCACCCAGAAUUUAAAAUCACUGUAAUAAAAUAAAUUACUCUUUAAUAUAUUUGCAAAUUAAUUGUAGAAAAAGCUUAGUGAAGGGUGUUUUUUUUGGGUGUUUAUUUUCCAUUUCUAUUCAUUGAGGUUUGCUUAUUCAUAUGUUUUUGUUUUGUUACUAUUUUGGAGAGCCUGCCCUUUUUCUUAGUUUGAAUUCUUCCUGAAUUAAGAAUGUCUAUCCUUUGUCAUGUAGCACUUUGUAUAGCUUCUGGUGUUUCAGUGUAGUUUUCUUUAGAAGUCUACCUUUACACAUGUGCUUAAACGUACACGUCUUAACCCAACUGGAUAAAUAUACUAGUUUUGUUUUUUUUUGUUGCUUUUUUUUCUCUUUUACAAUUGUCUUUCAUUCAAUAGGAAUUUUAUUAUGUUUAUGCGUGUAAUUCAUUUAAUCUACAUAACUGGAAUGAAGAAAUUUUGAUUACCUCUAGUUUGGAGAUACUGUGUAGGGUGGAGAUUUAAGAUAAAUCUUUGCAAGGGGUUUAUCAGUUGCUUCAGUAUUGAAAGCCACUGUUUUCCUUGUAAUGCUCUAUUUAUAGAUUAUUAAAUUUUUAUGUGUCUUUUGCA
This is a messenger RNA of Cavia porcellus (domestic guinea pig), 3983 nucleotides long. It is a transcript of the gene Polr2m, whose product is annotated as RNA polymerase II subunit M. The transcript has 4 exons. NCBI's taxonomy places the organism in Eukaryota, Metazoa, Chordata, Mammalia, Rodentia, Caviidae. Gene Ontology annotation, molecular function: transcription elongation factor activity. The record is from RefSeq and is a predicted model, not a curated record. Bases 466 to 1266 code for a protein of 266 amino acids. Gene Ontology annotation, cellular component: I band; nucleus; nuclear envelope. Gene Ontology annotation, biological process: intracellular signal transduction; transcription elongation by RNA polymerase II; maintenance of ER location.